GACACUAAACAACAUUUAUCUCUUUUCUCUCUCGGCGUUCCGAUACAAUGGGAGGCAUCACCGUCGUGUCUAUCUUCCUUCUUAUCAUCGCCACCGCCAAUUCCGCCGCCGUCUACUUCCGUGACGGGAUGUUACCGAACGGGGACUUCGAGCUAGGACCAAAACCAUCGGACAUGAAAGGAACAGAGGUGUUGAACAAAAUGGCGAUACCAAAAUGGGAAGUAACAGGGUUCGUCGAGUACAUAAGCUCAGGACAUAAACAAGGAGACAUGCUUCUCGUUGUUCCCGCCGGCAAAUUCGCAGUAAGGCUAGGAAACGAAGCAUCGAUCAAGCAAAGACUCAAAGUUGUCAAAGGAAUGUAUUACUCUCUCACUUUCAGCGCCGCGAGAACUUGCGCUCAGGACGAGCGUCUCAACAUCUCGGUGUCACCAGAUUCCGGCGUUAUUCCGGUACAGACGGUGUACAGUAGCAGCGGGUGGGAUCUAUACGCUUGGGCGUUUCAAGCAGAGAGUGAGAUCGCAGAUAUAGUGAUUCAUAAUCCAGGCGUUGAAGAGGAUCCAGCUUGUGGUCCACUCAUUGACGGUGUUGCUAUGAGAGCUCUUUACCCUCCUCGACCAACCAACAAGAACAUAUUGAAAAACGGAGGGUUUGAAGAAGGGCCACUAGUAUUACCAGGAGCGACCACAGGAGUUUUGAUCCCACCGUUUAUAGAAGACGACCACUCUCCUUUACCUGGUUGGAUGGUCGAGUCUCUCAAAGCCGUCAAAUACGUAGACACCGAACAUUUCUCAGUCCCACAAGGUCGCCGAGCUAUUGAGCUUGUGGCAGGCAAAGAGAGUGCCAUUGCUCAAGUGGCUAGGACCGUCGUUGGUAAGACUUACGUGCUGUCUUUUGCGGUUGGAGACGCUAACAAUGCUUGCAAAGGUUCAAUGGUAGUCGAGGCUUUUGCGGGAAAAGAUACGCUUAAGGUACCUUACGAGUCGCGUGGCACGGGAGGGUUUAAACGUGCUUCGAUCCGGUUUGUUGCGGUUUCGACAAGAACUAGAGUUAUGUUUUACAGCACUUUUUAUGCUAUGAGGAGCGAUGAUUUCUCUUCUUUGUGUGGGCCUGUGAUUGACGACGUCAAGCUUUUAAGCGUUCGUAAGCAUUAGAAGAAUGAAUGAAUCUCUUAUAUUACAAGAAAGGAAGUGUCUGCUUUUUCUUUUUUUUUUUAAAAAAAAAUUGUCUUCUUGGUGUGUUUUUGAUUUUAAUUUAAAAGAGAUGGGUGAAAGACAGAGGAGAAGCUUAUUUACUAGGGAUCUUGCUUAUAUUGUAUUUUCUUGUACGAGAAGGCAAAAAAAACGUGCCGUUUUCUUAUGUAUGUAGGCCGUUUACGUUUUAUGGAGCCUUUUUUACAAACUUGCAAGAAUAAAAGUGUGUUCAUAUCU
Molecule: messenger RNA, 1427 nt
Organism: Eutrema salsugineum
Lineage: Eukaryota; Viridiplantae; Streptophyta; Magnoliopsida; Brassicales; Brassicaceae
Exons: 3
Coding region: 48-1151 (367 amino acids)
Cellular component (GO): plant-type cell wall
Source: RefSeq, a predicted model, not a curated record